CAAGGGCUUAUGGCCUAAGGUGGAAGGGAGACAAGAUUACCAGCGCCCAUCUGCCACUUGGCCCUUUCGCUGUUUCCUGAAAGGUGGCCCGCACUGCUGACAGAUGGCAGAUCUCUCAGUGUUUGUGGGGUUUCUGAAGGAAGUGCCUUGGCGCAGGAGCAUCUUCUUCACCCAUUUUCUCCUCAUCCUCUGCUUGGGUGAGGUAGAUUCAGACGAGGUCAAGGUGCUGGGCCCUGGAGACUCCAUGUUGGCCCUUGUUGGGGAAACGGCUGAGUUCCCGUGCCACUUGUCGCCAUACCAGGAUGCAGAGCACAUGGAGAUCCGCUGGUUCCGGACCCAGGUCUCAAACGUGGUGUACCUGUACCAGGAACAGCAGGGGCUCUCCGACCCGCAGAUGCCAGAGUUCCGCAACAGGACCGUAUUCGAAGCGAAUGACAUCAUGGAUGGCAGCGUGACCCUGCAUGUCCAUAGCGUUAUUCCCUCCGAUGAGGGCCAAUAUGGGUGCCGCUUUCUUUCCCACAACUUCUCUGGAGAAGCUAUGUGGGAGCUGGAAGUAGCAGGGUUGGGCUCAGACCCACUCAUCUCCCUUGAGGGCUUCAACGAAGGAGGCAUUCGGCUGCGAUGCAGUUCCAGUGGCUGGUACCCCAAGCCCAAGGUUCAGUGGAGAGACCACAGGGGGCAGUGCCUUCCUCCAGAGUCUGAAGCCAUCAUUCGGAAUGCCCAGGGCUUGUUCAGUCUGAACACAUCUGUGACUGUCCAAGGAGGGGCUCAUAGUAACGUGUCUUGCUCAAUCCAGAACCCCUUGCUAGCCCAGAAGAAAGAGUUUGUGCUCCAGAUUUCAGAUGUAUUCCUACCCAGAACGUCCCCCUGGAAGAAAGCAUUCCUGGGAACCCUGGCAGCCCUCCCACUCAGUUUGGCUGUGCUCACCAUCCUGGCGCUGCAGUACUUUUACAAGAAGCGGUGCUCCCAAGAAAAGCUGAAGAAGCAGGAAGAAAAGGACAGAGGAAGACUGAUUGCACGGUUGGAGAGACUUCAGACAGAGCUUGACUGGAGAAGGUCCGAAGGCCAGGCUGAGUGGAGAGCGGCCCAGCAAUAUGCAGUGGAUGUGACCUUGGAUCCCACCACAGCGCACCUUAGCCUGGAGAUCUCAGACGACCUCAAGAGCGUGUCCUCCCGACCGGGUGCGCCCAGUAUUGUGGUCCAUGGCCCGCAGCGGUUCUCGGAGCAGACGUGCGUGCUGAGCCGGGAGCGCUUCUGCAGCGGCCGCCACUACUGGGAGGUGAACGUGGGCCGGCGCAGCCGCUGGUUCCUGGGCGCCUGUCUGGAGUCGGUGGAGCGCUCGGGGUCCGUGCGCCUGAGCCCCGCCGCCGGCUACUGGGUGAUGGGGCUGUGGAACAGCUGCGAGUACUUCGUGCUGGACCCGCAGCGCGUGGCGCUGACGCUACGCGUGCCUCCCCGGAGGGUGGGCAUCCUGCUGGACUAUGAGGCAGGGAAGCUGUCCUUCUUCAAUGCGUCUGAUGGCUCGCACAUCUUCACUUUCACCGAUACUUUCUCUGGGGCGCUCUGCGCCUACUUCAGGCCUCGAGCCCACGAUGGCAGCGAACACCCGGAUCCCUUGACCAUCUGCUCUUUGCCGGUUAAAGGGCCACAUGCCCUCGAAGAGGACGACAAUGACAAUUGGCUACAGCCCUAUGAGCCCUUUGACCCCACCUGGGCUGAUGAUGAGGAGCUGCUCUGACCUUAAGGCCAGGUCUAGGCAGUGUCCUGAACUCCCGGACAGCGCUUUGCUCCCUUGCUGCCAAAGCAUGCAGAGGCCCUUGGCAUAUGUACUUGUGCAUAUAUAAUUAUUUUAAGGACAGCGGGCAAAAAAGAGACCCUUUAUGUAUAUAGCAAGACUAUAGAGUGUGCACUGUGGGAAUGGAAAAGAAGUCAGAAGUAUUUGUUAAUUUGUAUAUAGUUUUGCAUAUUUUGUGUAAUUUUAUAUAUUCUGUCUAGAAGUAAUGACAUUUCAUAAGUAAUGAGUUCACCUUUGGCUAGAUCUGAAUGUUAAACAUCAUUUCUUCCUAAAACGAAAUGGGAGAAAUGGCUGAUUCCAGGACUGGGGUAAAGAAGGCCCAAAACUUGGACCAUUUUGGCUAUAAAAUAAAAGUCAGCAGAAACUGAUAGGAAGCAGCCUAGUUCAGAUCUGCUGGGCAAAUGGGAACUGUGAUUAGUAACUGUGGAGUGCAUACUUUAAAACCAGAGAAAAUGUUAAGAAUUCUCACCAUAAAAAGUGUAGGUGAGGUAGUCUAGAUGUCAGUUGAUCUGCUUUAGCCAAUCCAGCACGCACACAUUUAUGAAAACCAUGUCCACCACAAACAUACACAUUUUUUGCUUGUCAGUUAGAAUAAGUAAAUAAAUUUUUUAAAAAAAAAGCAAAACACAUAUUACAGUCUGUAGUGACUUCCCUGGCCUUCUGUGUGGCAUUAUUAACAUGGAAAUCCAUAAUGGCACUGAUGGGGCUGGGGUAGAGGUCAGGGUGCUUGCCUAACUUGAGGGACAAUGACAUAUCUUCAACUCCAGGGACACUUUCCCUGGGGCAGCACAUUAGUUCCCCAGCACAGCAAGAGAAGGGCUAGGAUGGCAAGAAUGAAGUGUUACUCAAAAAAAAAAAAAACCAUACAUAUUGCCAACAAUAUACAGACUGAAUAAGCUGUAUUUAGGAAUAUAUAUGUAUACACAUAUACAUGUACACAUGUAAUAACAAUUAUUUUAAAAGGCCACGAAUAUGAAAGUGAGUAAAGAGUUACAGUAUGUGGGGAGGACUGGGAGGGGGGAGGAAGAGAAAAAUACUGUAAUUUUAUUAUAAUCUCCAAAAUUAAAAAAAUAAAUAAUGCAGCAUUAGCUACCAACUAAAAUCCAGAUGCAUAAGUCCAUGCCAGCACUUUAAUUUGUUUUUCUUUUUCUGUUUUUUCAAAGGGGAACCUUUAAAAAAUAAUCUAAUAAAAUCUAUCUAAAAGAUAAUGAUAA
Microtus oregoni (creeping vole) is the source of this 3009-nucleotide messenger RNA. RefSeq names its product butyrophilin-like protein 9. Gene Ontology annotation, biological process: regulation of cytokine production; T cell receptor signaling pathway. Gene Ontology annotation, molecular function: signaling receptor binding. Gene Ontology annotation, cellular component: external side of plasma membrane. Bases 104 to 1738 code for a protein of 544 amino acids. The transcript is spliced from 12 exons. The record is from RefSeq and is a predicted model, not a curated record. NCBI's taxonomy places the organism in Eukaryota, Metazoa, Chordata, Mammalia, Rodentia, Cricetidae.